AUGGGUUCAAUCGCAGUCACCGAUCCUUUGUUCGAGUCCGUCCGCUUGGGUGCUCUGACUCUCAAGCACCGUGUAGUUUUGGCACCGUUGACGCGGAUGAGAGCGAGCAAGGAGUCCGAGGGUGUUUAUGUCCCGAAUGAGCUUAAUGUCGAGUACUAUUCGCAGCGAGCUUCGGAUGGAGGAUUUAUGUUGACCGAGGCGACUCCGAUUAGCAGAUAUGCCGCCGGAUACCCAGGAGUCCCUGGCAUCUUUACUUCCUCGCAAAUCGCUGGCUGGAAGAAGGUUACCGAUGCUGUGCAUGCUAAGGGUGGCUAUAUAUACUGUCAACUGUGGCAUGUUGGCCGCGCAACUGUUUCCUCCUUGAUUGAAGGAAGGGAAGUUCUUGGAGCCAGUGAGAUCCCAAUCAGCGGAAACGCACUCGAUGGAUCUGAGUACGCAGCUUCACCACCCCGGGCUAUGACGGUGGAGGAAAUCCAAGAUACAGUGAAGGAGUAUGCUGCUGCAGCAAAGCGAGCCCGCGAGGCUGGUUUCGAUGGAGUGGAGGUUCACGGUGCCAAUGGAUAUCUCCUUGACCAAUUUCUCCACGACAACGUCAACACUCGCACCGACGAAUACGGUGGCAGCAUCGAAAAGCGAUCUCGCAUCAUAAUCGAAGUCCUCGAGGCCGUCACCGCCGAGAUCGGAGCUGACCGUGUUGGCAUCCGUCUGUCGCCCUACAAUUAUUUCCAAGAUACACGGGACUCAAACCCCAACGUCCACUGGCUCGCGCUCUGUUCGCAGAUUGCUGGACUGCCCGAGGAAUCGCGGCCCGCAUACGUGCACAUGGUCGAGCCCCGAUUCGAUGAGGUGAUGGAUGAAGCGUCUAAGAUCGACUCCCUGGCUUCGGACAAGCCGUCACUUGAUGUGUUCCGGCCGACACUAAAGAAGGCAGGGGUCUCUCUCCUCGCGGCCGGAAACUUCAACGCCGAGAAUGCGGGUGUCAAGCUUGCCACGGGUGGAGCGGAUGCUAUUGUGUUCGGUCGUUAUUUCAUCUCCAACCCUGAUCUGCCGCGUCGGUUGAAGGAGGGUUUGCCUUUGACUCCUUAUGAUCGCACGACAUUCUAUGGUGCUGAUCCUGCUCAGAAGGGUUAUACCGAUUAUCCUUUCUAUAGUAAAUAG
Molecule: messenger RNA, 1158 nt
Organism: Penicillium roqueforti
Lineage: Eukaryota; Fungi; Ascomycota; Eurotiomycetes; Eurotiales; Aspergillaceae
Product: alkene reductase
Exons: 3
Coding region: 1-1158 (385 amino acids)
Molecular function (GO): NADPH dehydrogenase activity; FMN binding
Source: RefSeq, a predicted model, not a curated record